AUGAGCAGCGUGCGCGAAUUCGACUAUCUGGUUAUUGGAGGUGGUUCUGGUGGGAUCGCCUCAGCUCGUCGCGCACGUGAAUUCGGGGUAUCGGUUGGACUGAUUGAGAAUGGCCGCCUAGGAGGAACAUGUGUAAAUGUGGGAUGUGUGCCAAAAAAAGUCAUGUACAACUGCUCUAUGCAUGCUGAAUUCAUACGCGAUCAUGCCGAUUACGGUUUUGAUGUUACUCUGAAAAGUUUCAACUGGAAUGUUAUCAAGCAGUCACGUGAUGCCUAUGUCCGACGUCUCAAUGGCAUCUACGAGAACAACCUCAACAGCUCUAAAGUCGAUCUCAUCCGAGGUUUCGGUACAUUUGCUGAUGACGGGAUUGUGGAGGUUAAUGGAGAGAAAUUCAAAGGAAAAUACACUCUCAUUGCCGUAGGUGGUUAUCCUACAAUUCCAAACAUUCCGGGUGCCGAACUGGGAAUCGACAGCAAUGGAUUUUUCGAGCUCAAUGAACUUCCAAGGAAGGCCGUGGUGGUUGGCGCAGGCUAUAUUGCCGUGGAACUUGCUGGUGUACUUGCUAAUUUGGGUUCAGAUACACAUCUCAUAAUUAGAUAUGACAAGGUUCUGCGAACGUUUGACGAAACGCUCAGUACAGGCUUAACUGAGGCUAUGGAUAACGGUCCAGUUACUAUUCACAAAAAUACCCAAAUAUCAAGCGUAGAGAAACGCUCUGAUGGUCUCUUAACAGUUAAAACUACUAAUGGUGUUAUUGAUGAAGUAAGCACACUGAUAUGGGCUAUUGGAAGGACACCAUCUACGGCAAAAUUAAAUCUGGAAAAGGUCGGAGUGAAGACAGAUGCUCAUGGUCAUGUUAUCGUUGAUCAAUACCAGAACACAUCUAAUUCUUCUAUUUUGUGCGUUGGCGAUGCCACUGGAAAGUUUCUGCUUACUCCAGUUGCUAUAGCCGCUGGUCGACGCCUUGCUCACCGCCUUUUCAACAAUGAAUCUUCAAAUUACCUUCCUUAUGAAAACAUUGCUACCGUAGUUUUUAGUCAUCCUCUCGUGGGUACUGUAGGACUCACAGAAGCUGAAGCGAUAAUCAAAUACGGAAAGGAUCAAGUUAUGAUAUACAAGUCGAAGUUCAAUCCGAUGUAUCAUGCUGUAACAAAGCACAAGGAGUUUUGCAUAAUGAAGUUGGUGUGCGCAGGACCCGAAGAAAAGGUUGUGGGUAUCCAUGUUCUGGGUGCUGGUGCUGAUGAGAUGCUGCAAGGGUUCGCUGUAGCAUUGACUAUGGGUGCUACGAAAGCUCAGUUCGACGCCUGCGUAGCUAUUCAUCCGACUAGCGCUGAAGAGCUGGUGACGAUGCGAGGAGGUGUAAGGCCAAAGUAA
Angiostrongylus costaricensis is the source of this 1374-nucleotide messenger RNA. Lineage: Eukaryota; Metazoa; Nematoda; Chromadorea; Rhabditida; Metastrongylidae. The record is from the annotation of a GenBank genome assembly.